AUGCCCAGUUUCAGAGGUUUGGAUGUCUCGGUGGUGCCGCGCCCUGAUGCCGAGAACUUCGUCGAGCUGCCUCAUCCCGAGUCUUCAUAUGUUCAUCUACGGGGUCCUCACCCGGUCAGCCCGACGACGUCUCUCUCGUCCAGUUUCGUCUCAACACCCGAGAAAUUCAAGCCCACUACUUCGGUCUACAUCCCAUCAAGCCUAGGCGCCCAGUUCCACUUGCGUUAUUCCAUCAACAGACCCCCUCCCGAUACCAAGUACCUGUACUUCCGAGUGACGAUGAAUGGACGUCAAACAGUGUCCUGGGGCAUUAAGUCAUGUGCGAUCCAGAAUCAGAUCGUCAGUUACGCUCUCUAUGAGCCCGAUAGCAAAUGGCAGUAUCGGGAAAGCGGGGUCGUCUACAAGCGUGACGGCGUAGAGAAACGUUUCUUUCAUUUUGCGCCACGCUUCGAGGCUUCUGCCGCUCUGGACGGUGGCCUCAUUGACCUACAGGUCUUUCGGUCGAAGGGCAGGAGAAGGAGAGCCCCUGAACUCAAUGACUUCCGCAGUCAGGACGGGUACGGCAUCACCUCCCCUACCGGUGGGCUCGUUGAGUUGCCCCAGGAGCUCACCUUCUACGACUGGGUUCUAAUCGACCCUGUAGACUCACCCUUUGCCACAUUCCGCUUCUUCUACCGCAGUUGGGAAAAUCUCAAGGCCUUGAAUCUUGUAUCGGUGUCCCACUACGAGGCGCUCGUGGCAACAUCGAAGAGGCAGGGUAAACUUCUGCCGACUCGACCCAAGACACCGGCCCCUACAAACGAUUCCAAGGAUCUUCACGAAAAUGGCCUAUUCUGCUUUGGAUCGCUCGAUGAAUCGGUUUUCCAAGAGGACGGCAUGGGCAUUGACGAGUCUAAGAAAAAACAGAAGUUUCAUUCUACACAGAGAGCAUUCUACCUUGCAACUCCACCCAAGUUAACACCAAUUCGUUCUGCCUGGGAAAAAUGGCCACAGCCUAGCAAAAUGAUGCGCGAUAUUCGGCAACCUUCGGACCCUCUGCGGCUUCUGCCUGUGCUGCCAGACUUCGAACCUUCGCUGCGAAGAGCUUCCCUGGAGUCGACUCGGGCUCCCUCAGUCACCCCUUCACUACUGCCAUACGUAGAAGAGUCGAGCGGCGGCGAUGAGUUGGAGAUCGGAAUUGCUAGGCAAGUUGUUCUGCCGUCAAUGUCUCGGGAGCUCGGUAAGACCCUUUCGCGUCCUUUGCCAUCGCCGCCUCAGAUACAACUAUCUUCGUCCGACUACGACAUGACACCCCCGUCCACGGGCGGCAUGGGAAAAUUCAAACGCGUUGGGCGACAGGAGUAUAUCGCGGCGGCAGAUACGACAGCAGAAAAUCUUGAAAAUAGGAGCAUAUCGGAGGGAAAAUGGCUCAAGCGAAGUCCGUCACCCCUGCGUCGAAAGCAGGGUAGUCUGAAUCUCAACGAAUGGGGGUGGACGAGUAACCAUGAGAGUCGCCGUUAG
Messenger RNA from Colletotrichum spaethianum, 1500 nucleotides. RefSeq lists its product as uncharacterized. Bases 1 to 1500 code for a protein of 499 amino acids. NCBI's taxonomy places the organism in Eukaryota, Fungi, Ascomycota, Sordariomycetes, Glomerellales, Glomerellaceae. The transcript is spliced from 3 exons. The record is from RefSeq and is a predicted model, not a curated record.